Molecule: messenger RNA, 4636 nt
Organism: Sabethes cyaneus
Lineage: Eukaryota; Metazoa; Arthropoda; Insecta; Diptera; Culicidae
Product: probable multidrug resistance-associated protein lethal(2)03659
Exons: 12
Coding region: 1-4413 (1470 amino acids)
Biological process (GO): transmembrane transport
Cellular component (GO): membrane
Molecular function (GO): ATP binding; ABC-type transporter activity; ATP hydrolysis activity
Source: RefSeq, a predicted model, not a curated record
AUGAAUCCGACUCAAUACAGCCAGGAUCCCAGCAUCCACCAGCUUCGUCGGCCGGCAAAUCCGGUCGGCAGAGCGAAUCCGGUCGAAUGGUUUACCUUUUGGUGGCUAAAGGAAUUGUUCCGUACAGGCCUGAAGCGUCCCAUCGAAGAGUCGGAUAUUUACGAGACGUUAUCUUCGCAUCAGAGCGAACAGCUAUCCUACCAGUUCGAAAAUUGCUGGAAGCACGAACUGAAGAAGGAGCAGCCAAGCUUUCUCCGAGUGAUAUGCGGUAUCUUCGGUUGGACUAUGGUUUCUCGGGGUUUGCUGUACACCACCGUGGACUCGUUUUCCAGAAUUUUUCAACCGUUAUGCCUUGGAGGAUUGGUGUCCUACUUUGCACCCGGACAGACGGCCAUUAGCCGGACGGAAGCGUACUAUUAUGCCACCGGGAUUGUGCUGUGCUCGCUGGUGCCGGUCGUCAUUUUUCAUCAUUUCAUCCUCUACAUUUACCAGAUCGGAAUGAAAAUCCGUCUUGCGUGCUGUUCACUGCUCUACAAAAAGGCCCUGCGAAUCACAAAGGCAGCCGGCACGGACGGUUUAACCGGACAAGUAAUCAAUUUAAUGUCCAACGAUGUUGCAAAAUUCGACACAGCCGCAAGCUUUGUGCACGACACCUGGAAAGGACCAAUCGAACUGGUGGUUUUUGGCUAUCUGAUCUAUCGGCAGAUUGGUCCAGCUGGUCUGAUUGGAGUAGCAUUCCUGUUGAGCUUUAUUCCACUGCAGGCUUGGGUCGGCAAGAAGGCGGCCUCAUUUCGGUUGAAAACGGCAAUCCGAACGGACCGGCGGGUGCGCUUUAUGAAUGAAAUCAUCCAGGGCAUUCAGGUGAUUAAGAUGUACGCCUGGGAGCACAGCUUCAGCCGUAUGGUGGACUCGAUUCGUCGCAAGGAGAUCGCCGGCAUCCGGGGUACGCUGUUUAUACGAGCCGGACUGCUAUCGUUCAAUCUCGUAUCGAGACUGUCGAUUUUUCUGAGCCUCGUGGGUUACUGCUAUUCGGGCAACGUGUUCACUGCCAAGCAGGUCUUCAUCGUAACGUCCUACUUCAAUUUGCUGUACAGCUCGAUGUUACACUUUUGGCCCCUGUCGUUGACUUCCGUGGCCGAGGGGUUGAUCUCGAUACGACGCAUACAGGAGUUUCUGCUGCUGCCGGAAAGGAAGAUGCAGGAAAUGUCGUCCGAACGGGCAGCCAUUAAUGGGCACUCGGUGGGAACCGGGGAGGAGAGCGAAAUCAAGCUGAUGGAAAACGCCAAAAUGGCCAACGGCGACGGUGUGAUAAAAAGUCUGCCGACAGGAAAGGUUCACAGCAAGCGGUUUGUCAACAAGAAAGGAUUUGCCAGGAGGGGGAUUUUUAUGCGAGAUGGUACGGCCAGCUGGACGAAGGCGGAAUACGGAGAGCAGACGAAUGUUGCAGGUAUUCGAGGUAUUAAUCUGUCGGUUGAAAAAUCGAAACUUUGUGCGAUUGUUGGUCCGGUUGGUAGUGGGAAAACAACCCUGCUGCAGGUUUUGCUUGGUGAAUUGGAACUGGAUGAUGGACGAUUGGAAAUUAGUGGCGACAUCAGUUAUGCCUCGCAAGAACCAUGGUUAUUUGAAGGUUCGGUAAGAAACAAUAUUGUGUUCAUUGAAGAUUUUAACGAGAAACGAUAUCGCGAAGUGGUGAAAGUGUGUGCAUUGGAGAAAGAUUUCCAGCUGCUUUCGCAAGGUGAUGAAACUAUCGUUGGUGAACGAGGAAUAAGCUUAAGUGGUGGUCAGAGAGCUCGGAUUAGCUUGGCCAGGGCGGUCUAUAGAAAGGCUGACAUUUACCUGCUAGACGAUCCUUUGUCCGCCGUGGACACCCACGUAGGAAGCCAUAUUUUUGAACAAUGUAUACAAAAUUAUCUUAAGGACAAGGUUUGCGUGUUGGUAACGCACCAGCUUCAGUACCUAAAGGACGUCGAGCACAUUGUGCUAAUGAAUGCGGGACUGGCAGAAGCCCAGGGACCGUACCGCAGUCUGGAGGCGGCCAACACGUUUCCCAUGCUGGCCGCCAUAGAGCAAGAGUUGCUCGCACAGCAAGAAAGACAACUGGCGGACCUGGUGGAUCCGGAGGGCGAACAGGAGCGGUUGCAGCUACGACAGCCAUUAAUCAGAAACUGCGCCACCGUUCCGCGGUUCACCAUUGACAAGUUUUAUCAAUCACCGGCCGCUCAGUCUUCGCCCGUCAUACCGCCCGCUUACCGGAUGGCGCACUCGAAUCAAUCCCUCUACCAUCCGUCACCGUUCUCCUCCUGUAGUUUGGUUUUCGAUGGCUUCGAUGACGAGCAGGAAAUGGCUGGACGCCAACGGCGCCCGAAAGUAAAGCGCCGAAAAGCUACCAGUUCCGGUUCGAAGCAACAGCAACAGCAACAACAACAACGGCAGCAGCAGGAAGAGUGCAACCACUUCGAUGUGAAGGGAGAAGACACCGAAGGCGGUGACGACGGUGGCAACGGUGCCGGAGGUGUUAAUAAGGAAUCUCAAAUUACCGGCACCGUUGGGUUUUCCGUCUACAAGAGCUAUUUUGCGGCAGUCGAAAGUGUGCUGCUGCUCGGCCUGGUAGCGACUCUUUUCCUGCUGGCGCAGGGAACCAUGAGCGGUAUCGAUUACUUCAUUUCGCAGUGGGUCAAUCGAGAGGAGUUUCUCGGACGAAACGAAACUGGACCCGGCGUCGGUAACUCAUCCUCGCCAGAGGUGCCCUCCAAGCUGGAAGGAACCAUUUUUGCAGCCCUCACCCGUGAACAGUACCUGAUGAUUUACUCCGGAGCGAUGGCAGUAAUGUUGUGCCUAUCACUUAAUCGUUCGUUCUCGUUUUUCUACCUCUGUCUGCGGGCGUCAAUUCGGCUGCACGACCAACUGUUUCGCGGAAUAACCCGCGCCACGAUGUACUUUUUCAACACAAACCCGUCCGGUAGAAUUUUGAACCGAUUUUCCCGUGAUAUCGGUUGCAUUGACAUAUUCCUGCCGUCAGCAAUGAUGGAUUGCAUUUUGUUUUUCGUGGAAUUCACGGCCAUUAUCACUCUGGUUUCCAUCGUCAACUAUUGGCUGCUGCUACCGACGGCUGUGAUGGGUAUCAUGUUUUACGGACUUCGCUACGUUUACACCAACACGGCUCGUAGCAUAAAACGGGUGGAAGCUCUCACACGCAGCCCCAUAUUUUCGCACGCCAACGCAUCCUUCCAGGGUCUGACCACCAUCCGGGCAUUUGGGGCGGAAAAAAUUUUGGCCAACGAGUUCGACCAGCAUCAGGAUUUGAACACAUCGGCUUGGUAUCUAUUUUUGGCAACCACCAGAGCUUUCGCCUUGUGGCUGGAAUUGGUGUGCGUGCUGUACAUUGCGGUCGUUACAUUCAGUUUUCUGACGAUGGAAAGCACAAUGAGCGGCAAUGUCGGACUCGCCAUCACCCAGGUGUUCAAUUUAAUCUUCAUGUGCCAAUGGGGUAUGCGUCAAACGGCUGAGCUAGAGAAUCAGAUGACGUCGGUGGAAAGGGUAGUAGAGUACGCGGAGGUGGAGCCAGAACCGCCGCUCGAAACCGUCGAUCCAUUAAAGAAACCUCUCCAGGAUUGGCCGGCCGAUGGUCGAAUUAAAUUCGAAUACUUUUCACUUCGUUACGCGCAUAACAGUGAUCCAGUGUUGAAAGAUUUGAAUUUGGCGAUUGAAGCGAAGGAAAAGAUUGGCAUAGUAGGACGAACGGGAGCUGGAAAGUCAUCAAUCAUACAGGCACUGUUUCGUUUGGCCAUCAAUGAGGGAUUGAUCAAAGUGGAUGGCAUUGAUAUCGGUGGACUCGGGUUGCACGAUUUGCGGAAGAGAAUUUCCAUCAUUCCGCAGGAUCCGGUCCUGUUCUCUGGCAGGGUGAGAGAGAACCUGGAUCCAUUCGGUCAGCACAAGGACGAGGAAAUGUGGCGAGCCUUGGAACAAGUUGAACUGAAGCAGGCCGUUGAGCGUAUGGACGGCGGUUUGGAUGCAAAGAUGUCCGAUGGAGGAUCGAACUUUAGCAUGGGCCAACGGCAGUUGGUUUGUUUGGCGCGGGCGAUUCUUCGGAACAACAAAAUCCUGAUACUGGAUGAAGCCACUGCCAAUGUUGAUCCGGAGACGGACAAACUGAUCCAACGGACAAUUCGGGAUCAGUUUAGCGGAUGUACGGUGCUGACGAUCGCACAUCGACUGCAUACUGUCAUGGAUAGCGAUCGGGUGCUGGUGAUGGAUGCGGGCAGGGCCGUAGAAUUUGGUCAUCCACAUGAACUAUUACGACAAUCCAAAGGAUUCCUGCGAAGUCUGGUAAAUCAGACGGGCGAAGCUACGGCUGCGCAGUUAACCGCUGUAGCGGAGAAAAACUUCCGCAAAAGAUGCACUGCUGAUAGCUAGACCUUAAUAUCGAAUAUCCACGAAUAGCUACAAGUCCAUACCAAAGAAUGACAGACAGGGAACGUAUCGUUUGAUUUAUAAUCUUUCCAUGUACUUAGAUGAUAGAGAGCUAUUAGAUGUAGAUUUCGUAAGAUACUCUGUACAAAGUGAGCAGUCCCAAAAAUAUUCCACUCUGCUUGAUUGAAAUUAUGCACGCGCGUUCGGUAAUAAAAGUUUUGUAUUU